CGUCAAAUGUCAAUCGAUUAAAAAUAGUUGACUUGGUUGACGUUUGUUUGUGGAUUGUGUUUUUUACAUUACAUUACAAUUAUUUAAUUUCGUAUUCGUUUGCUUAUAGGUAAUACCUAAAGCCAAAAGUUAAAUACUGCAAUAUUAAUACUGUUUAUCUAUAGAAUAAUAAAAUGGCGCAAGUGAUUUAUUUUGAAAAUCGUUUGCUGCUCAACAUUGAAUGUUUGAACGUGUCCGGAUUGAAGCACAAUAUUUCAACACAAUAUGGAAUUCCUGUGAAAGAUUUGUUUGCUACAUUAAACGGGAAACUUGUGUGCGAUGAUUUUAACUUGGAGGACAGUGAAAAUGUCGUUAGAGUGUGGUCAAGAAUCGUCGGUGGGAAAGGGGGCUUCGGAUCCAUGUUACGUGCCAUCGGAGCGCAGAUCGAAAAAACUACGAACCGCGAGGCGUGUCGAGAUCUGUCCGGGAGGCGUUUGCGCGACAUAAACGAAGAAAAGAGACUCAGGAAGUGGCUGGAGGGCCAGGAAGAUCGCGAACGCGAAGCUACUGAGCGUAAACAGAAAAAGUUGGAACGUUUAAUUGCAGAGCCCAAAAUUUCCGUGAAUUUGAAUCCCCAAUAUGAAAAAGAACGUCAGGAGUUGCCCGAGCGCGUGAGUGCUGCAGUCGACGUCGGCUGGCAGGCCGCAGGGACAUCUAAAGAAGGUACUAAACGUAAGGCAGACGAGGAAACGAGCAAAGGGAAGAAAAAGGCCAAACUGUGGAUAGAUGCGGAGCUGUCAGACUGUUCCUCUCUAAGCGAGGAUGAGGAAGAAGACGUGAAAUGCAAUGCUGCACAAGCAGUGUCCACAGACAGCGGUAAUGAGUCAGAUAGGUGUUCCGUUAGUAGUAAAAUACAGUAAAAUAACUAAAUGUUUAGUAUUUAAAGUAAAAUGUGAGCACAAUUUUAUUAUUAUUUUCUGCUUUUACUGAUGAUCAUUCAAAUGUUGACAAUAAAGUAAGCAGUGUGGCAUCUAAGCAAAAAAAAGUUUAUAGCUCAACCCAAGACUGCAGACCUCUCGUAACCAGGAGCCACACAGAACCACUAAGCACUGAAUCAAUGCAGCUGUAUUUUGUUUGUUUCUGCAAAAAACUGAUAAAUGUGGGCCAUUAAGUGUACAGAUUUCACUCUUUGUAUUUAUAUGUUGUGUAUUGUCAGUUUAAUAAGUAUGUGUGUAACAAAUCAUGUAAUGAUAUCAUGUUUAUUAAUGUCACAUCUUUAACUAACCAAAUGAUUUUUUUGUAAAAAAUGUAAUUACCAUUUUUUUGUAAAAUUAUUGAUUAAUGGUAAAUUAUUGUUUGGUAAAUAAUGCACAUUUGAAUUUCAUGUAAAAAGCUAUUAAAAAGAUUCUAACUACAUACACUUCUUACUAUUUUUAUUCAAAAGUUACUACUUUUACUUUGUACUUUGUUUUAAAAUAAAAAAAAGUUUUUUUCAUUAUGUGAGCUUAAAUACAAGCAAAAAUAAUAUGUUGUAUAAUUGUAUAUUAAAAGAAUAUGUAUGCAUUAUAUAAUGUUUGGUUUAUUUCAAUUAAUAAUGUAAGGUACAGAUGAGAAAAAAUGUUUGUUUUAGGAAUGUGAACAUGUUAAAAUGCAGAGAUUCUUGACAGUUUGAUUUGUAUGUCUGUCUGAUAUAAAAUAAUCAUGUAAAUAAAUAUGAAUAAACUGACUAUGUAUUAGUG
Molecule: messenger RNA, 1718 nt
Organism: Bicyclus anynana (squinting bush brown)
Lineage: Eukaryota; Metazoa; Arthropoda; Insecta; Lepidoptera; Nymphalidae
Product: replication stress response regulator SDE2
Exons: 1
Coding region: 174-899 (241 amino acids)
Cellular component (GO): nucleus
Source: RefSeq, a predicted model, not a curated record